AUAUCUUAGUUAACAGUUUAAUAUUAUCAACUAUUGAAGACAGUCAGAAAAAUGAAAUUACUCCGAUACGUUUCGUUGGUCUCUUUGUUGGCGAUUUUAUCAAUCGUCACAGCAGAAGAGGAGGAACUUUAUUCUGAUAAAUAUGAUUACAUUGAUCCCAUGGAAAUCGUUAACAACGAUCGUUUGAGGGACCAAUACUACAAUUGUUUCAUGAAUACCGGACCAUGUGUUACCCCGGAUGCAAUAUAUUUCAAAGAACAUUUCCCAGAAGCAGUCGUAACUAAAUGUAAGAAGUGUACAGAAAUUCAAAAAACAAACUUUGAAAAAUUGGCCAUUUGGUAUAACGAAAAUCGUCCUGAUGAAUGGACCGCUCUUAUCAAAAAAUUCAUGGAAGAUGCUAAGAAACAAAACUCAUAAGCUACGAAAAUAAAUGAUAAUAUGAGUGCCGACUUCUUUUUCACGAUUUAAUUAUAAAAAUUAAAUAAAUAAUUAAUAAUACAUUAUAAUGUAA
This is a messenger RNA of Polistes dominula (European paper wasp), 511 nucleotides long. RefSeq names its product ejaculatory bulb-specific protein 3. Lineage: Eukaryota; Metazoa; Arthropoda; Insecta; Hymenoptera; Vespidae. The record is from RefSeq and is a predicted model, not a curated record.